Molecule: messenger RNA, 1583 nt
Organism: Cucurbita pepo subsp. pepo (vegetable marrow)
Lineage: Eukaryota; Viridiplantae; Streptophyta; Magnoliopsida; Cucurbitales; Cucurbitaceae
Source: RefSeq, a predicted model, not a curated record
GGGAACAACAUGGAUAGCAUUUUGAGCCAAUCCAUAGUACUCCCACUACUACUCCUUCUCAUUUCUUCCUAUGCAUCUGCCCACAUCCCACGCCUUGGCGUCCAAAGAAGGGCAUCCCGAAACAAGCCCCAACAAGCUAGCACACUCGACGGUCUAGCCACUUUUUAUUACAAACAACCACUCGAUCACUUCAAUUAUCAGCCUCAAAGCUACGACACGUUUGAUCAACGAUACGUUAUUGAUUUCAAAUACUGGCAAGGUGUGAAUCCCAAUGCUCCCAUCGUUGUUUUUUUCGGUGCCGAAGAAGAUAUCGACGAUGACAUAUCGUUUAUAGACUUUCCCAUUCGUUUUGCGUCUCGAUACAAGGCUAUGCUUGUGUAUUUAGAGCAUCGAUUUUAUGGGAAAUCAGUACCAUUUGGUUCGAUAGAGAAGGCUAUGAAAAAUGCGAGCGUUCGAGGAUAUCUGAAUUCGGCUCAAGCCUUAGCGGAUUAUGCUGAAGUGCUUUUGCAUAUUAAGAAAAUGUUAGCUUCUCAAACUUCUCCUAUCAUUGUCAUUGGAGGCUCCUACGGUGGAAUGCUAGCUUCAUGGUUUAGGCUAAAGUAUCCCCACAUCGCUCUUGGAGCCCUGGCUUCUUCCGCCCCAAUCCUUUACUUCGACAACAUCACACCUCAAGACGGAUAUUACUCCAUCGUCUCCAAGUCAUUCAAAGAAACCAGCCAAACAUGCCACGAAACCAUACGAAGAUCGUGGGCUGAAGUCGAUCGAAUCGCGAACAACAAGCCAGAAGGGCUCAUGAUUUUGAGCAAAAGAUUCAAAACUUGUGAGAAAUUGAAUGGAAGUGAUGAGCUGAAGUACUAUCUGGACCAUGUUUUUACGUCCGCAGCUCAGUACAACAACCCGCAUGAGAAGCCAGUGAGAGGCAUAUGUGCGGCCAUUGAUGAAGCGGCAAGGAAAAACAGCGACGUGAUUGAGCAGGUGGUUGCUGGGGUCAUUGCUUUCAUGGGGGAGAGGGAUUGUUACGAUGUGUUUGAAUCUGGGCAUCCCGAUAAUCCUAUUGAUCCUUUUACAUGGCAGGAGUACAGCGAGAUCGUAAUGCCCAUUGGUGUUAGCGGCAAGGACAAAGACUCGAUGUUCCCAACGGCACCUUUUGAUUUCAACAAAUUUAAGAAGGAUUGCAAAGCUUUGUAUGGGGUUUCACCAAAUCCUCAUUGGAUCACAACUUUCUAUGGAGGCCAAGACCUGAAAUUAAUACUCCAUCGGUUUGGAAGUAACAUUAUUUUCUCUAAUGGCCUCAAAGAUCCUUACAGUAGUGGAGGGGUAUUGCAGAAUAUAUCUGAGAGCAUUGUUGCUAUCCCCGCAGAUGAAGGCUCCCAUUGCUUAGACUUACAAGAAGAGAGGGAGGAUGAUCCUCCAUGGUUGAUAAGCCAAAGAAAGGCUGAAAUGGAUAUAAUUGAUGCUUGGAUCUCGAAAUAUUAUGUCGAUCUCUUGCAAUCUAACCAAACUCUCGAUGCCCAUUGAUAUAUGUACUGAAGAUCGUCUAAAAUCGUUAUAAUAAAUCCUUUUUAAAUUUGGAAACAAGAGAC